Molecule: messenger RNA, 2065 nt
Organism: Actinia tenebrosa (Australian red waratah sea anemone)
Lineage: Eukaryota; Metazoa; Cnidaria; Anthozoa; Actiniaria; Actiniidae
Source: RefSeq, a predicted model, not a curated record
UGGGUCAACGCACGAAACAAAACGAAAUGGUUGAGUGAAAAUUGUAUUUUGCGGGUCUUUUAAAACCCAUUUUUUUGUAUUCUUGGUAGGAAACACAACCUCUUGAAUUAUGGAUGAUUUGCAGAGUGAUAGAAAAGAAGAUGAUGAUGAUGAUGAUGAUGACAAUGAUGAAAUUAUCAUAAUAGAAAACCCUAAUCCCAAGCCAAAACCACCAUUGAUUGUACUUUGUGAAUCUGACGAUGACGAAGAGCCAGAAAUAAAUAGAGAGAGCAAAGAUAUCAUAUCACUCGAUGAUAGUCUUAUCAGUCCAGAUAUUAUAGAUAUAGUAUCUGAGCCAGAAGAUGUGGACCAAAAUGACAAUUCAARCGUGGAUAACACUAUAUGUUCAAACAAAUCCUCCUGUUCUAGUUAUAUUCCAUCAUCAACAUCAUGUAUCAAUCCUAUGCCAGAUUAUAUCCCUUUAGAGUUACCAGACUCCUGUGAUACUGAUUCAUCGUCAAACAAUCAUGCAAUUACUGCAUUAGAUAAAAAUAAGAGACUGUUAAAGAAAUGGUAUGAAAAGUUUAAAACAAAGAAUUCCAGGUUGUCGUCACAUAAAUCAAGUUACACAUGUCCUGAGUGUAGAGCAGAGCUAUCCACUGUUAAGAUGUUGGACAGGCAUGUUCAGUCUCGACAUCCAAGUAGUAUCCAUAGAUAUCAACACAAUAACACUAAUGCGRAACUUGGAAGUGAAUGUCAUAGCAAUGGAAAUGCAUCACAACAACGUUUAAAACUUAAUCCUCUAAAAAGCCCUAUUUACACCGGUAGUGCAACAUGUUCUAGUAUCUCUAAUACAAGUACAUGUACGUUAACCAAGAAUGAUCAAGAACCCUCUAAGAUUGCKGCAUUACCUUCAUUAGUUAAUAGAAGAACUGUUGUCCAUCAAAAUGACAAAGUAUCAACAGCUACUAAUACUACAUCUGGAAGAUCCUCCACAACUGAUGGUAUUAAUACAAUCUGUCGGCCAUUAACGGUGGUUAUAUAUUCUCCUAACAGUGAACGAGGUGGAAAUGAUAGAUUUGUUCAAAUUAGUCCAUUAUCGAGUGAUAGACAAAAUAUGAAGGGCAAUGAAGCAAGAUUAGUCAAUGGUAAUGGGAAUAAGCAAAGUGAUGUUAUAGAAUUGUUUGAUUCACCUUGCCRAGACCCUGCUGCUGUUAUUGCCAUAGAUGAAAUGACAAGAAGAAGUGAAUCCAUAAGUACUAGUCCUUGUAGUGUUGGACCUCCUCCAUUCAAAAGACAAAGGCAAGAUCCUCUGAUCCUGCUUUCAGAUGAUGACAAUAAUGAACAAAAAGCUACAAGAAAACCUGCAAAAAACAACAAGAAAGACAAUAAGGGAAAAGGGAUACCUAUUAAGAAAACAUUUUCUUGCUAUAUGCAUGGAAAGACAUUCGCUACACUAAAGGCAUUAUUACAACACAACAAAGACAAACAUAAACAURAAACUAGCACUAGUAAACUAGUAAAGGGAAAGAAAAGGUAUUCCCUGAGACCAAGAAACGAUUUAAAUGUCCGCCCAUUUCCUUCAUCGUCUCCCCCCUCCAUGGAUAAGCUGAAGACAAUGAAACAUAUUGUCAUGAUUGAUAUUGACAACUGGCAGAAGAUCUUUGAUUCAGACCUGACGUUCUCUCCAUCUACAUUUGUGUGGGGUUUUCACGGAGGAUCUACAAGCUGGAGACCACMUGUUUCUUCAUCCCUGCUGAACAACUUACGAAGAAUGAACUGCUUUUACUUGCACCCUAAAUGUGGCAGGUCUAAAGAUGCUGCCGACUUUGCUCUAUGUGUCCAGGCAGGAAAACUGGAUGUUCUGCUGCCAAAAGAAAUCAUUUUUACUGUACUCUCAGGUGAUAGAGGAUUUAAUGAGCUACAAAACCAGUUGUCUUUGUCYAAGAGAGAAGUGCAUAUAGUCAACCCACACCAUAAGACUAUUGACACUGUUCUUACUAUCCUUAAUAGUAUUGCAGACAGAUGACCAUCAUUGUCAUUCCUAUGGUACCACAUCUCACUUCACCCCUAGAGUAUUUCCUAU